UCCUCACUCACCUAACCUCAAAAUCAAAGUUUUCGUCCACCAUCAAAAUAAAUUUGUUUUGUUUACUUUUUUUGAUAUUUUCGGAUUAUUUUAAAUGAAUAGUAAAGUGUAAUCACUAACAUUGUAUUCUUACGUUGCAGUUCGUUUUUUGUUGUUGCAAUACAGAAAUCAGUGGUCUCAAAAUCUUUUUCUCUCAAUGCUAAAACAAUGAUUGCUUAUUCAGUCUUAAGGAGCUUAACAAGGCAACGUUUUUUUACGGCUUGUAGAAGUUUAUCUAAGAAAACUACUAAUGACCUAUCAACAAAUACCAAUUCUGAUACUACAUCCUAUGAAUCAACACAUCAACACAUUGCCCCCCAGGAUGAAGAAGAGGAAAUCUUAGAUGUAUACAGGGAAAGAUUGAAAUAUUCCCCAAUUCUAGAACAAGAGGAAGUAGAAAUAGAAGACAGAUUCAGGGGCCUAAAUUUGAAUCAUGGACUCUUUGGGGUUUUUGAUAUUGAAGACCUAGUUGAAACACUCCAGCAACAAAAUGGAGAAGAUGUUUUUGUUGCAAGUGUUCCUAAAGAUAUUAAAUAUGUUGAUUAUAUAGUAGUGGUAUCAGGCAGGUCACACAGACAUAUGCAAGGUAUUGCUCAAACAGUAAGAAGGCUUUAUAAAAUUAAAAGAUACAGUUCAGACAUAAUACCUAAAUUGGAAGGAGAAACUUCACCUGAUUGGAUGGCAAUGGAUUUAGGAAAUAUAGCUUUACAUAUUUUUUCAAAGAAGGCAAGGUCCUUGUACGAUCUUGAUUCACUUUGGGCAGUAGGAUCAAAAUAUGAUGAAGAAUUUAAUAAAAAAGAACCUAUUUCAAAUUUAUUAGAAAAUUACUCUUUAGGUUCUUUGGAACCUGCAAAAUAACAAGAUGUUAUCAGUAGAGUGAUUGUUUGUUAGGUACAUUAUUGUUAUAAAAAACUAUAGUAGACUUAUUUUGUUUGUUAUUUAUUAUUUAAAUAAAUAACCUGCUUUUAUAAAA
Anthonomus grandis grandis is the source of this 1012-nucleotide messenger RNA. It is a transcript of the gene RsfS312, whose product is annotated as mitochondrial assembly of ribosomal large subunit protein 1. The transcript has a single exon. Gene Ontology annotation, cellular component: mitochondrion. NCBI's taxonomy places the organism in Eukaryota, Metazoa, Arthropoda, Insecta, Coleoptera, Curculionidae. The record is from RefSeq and is a predicted model, not a curated record. Gene Ontology annotation, biological process: negative regulation of translation; negative regulation of ribosome biogenesis. Gene Ontology annotation, molecular function: ribosomal large subunit binding. Bases 208 to 897 code for a protein of 229 amino acids.